Molecule: messenger RNA, 1269 nt
Organism: Myzus persicae (green peach aphid)
Lineage: Eukaryota; Metazoa; Arthropoda; Insecta; Hemiptera; Aphididae
Product: nucleolin-like
Exons: 6
Coding region: 295-1125 (276 amino acids)
Cellular component (GO): nucleus
Source: RefSeq, a predicted model, not a curated record
AAAUUGUGUUGUGUGUUCACAAUUUCACAUCACUGUAACCCGUCGUUUGUGUGCGUCGCGGCCGUCCCAAACACUAACCGCUUCCCGUGUUUUGUAUCGUCGUAUUUAUUAUUUCGUUUACGUUUCUCGCGUCUUUUCCGCCACCCGCGUGCCGACAAUCAAUCGCCGCCGUCGUCGUCGCACGGGAACAGAAUAUAUUUAUCAAUUGAUAUUAUCGUCGGGUGUCUACCAGUCGCAGCCGAUAAUAAUUGAUUACCAUCGGUUAAUUUCCCCGUCGCAGAAAGCAAAAAUCUCAUGAUGAAAAGUAAAGAAGUUGUAGCAGGUGACUCAGAAAAUGAAUUUGAAGUAGAUGAGCCGGAAGAAGUGGGUGAUCAUUCUGAUGAUGAAUGGGCUCCAACAGCUGCUGCCAAGACUGCUGGUAAACGAGGACGACCAUCCAAAAGUACACCUGCCAGUAGAAAGAAGAAACCUAAGGUUUCUGACGAUGAAGAUGAAGAAGAAAUACUUCCUAAAAAAGAUAGAGGAUCAAAAACUAAAACACCCACACCUGCACCAGUACCGACAUCAGCUAGAGGUCGAGGAAGAGCAGCUAAAGCAAAAGUGGAGCCUGAAGAAGAGCCAGAAGAUGAUGAAGAAUUUGAAGAGGAUGAAGAAAUUGAAGAAGAUGAAGAGGACGAAGAUGAUGAAGAGGAGGAAGAGGAUGAAGAUGUAGAAGAAGAAGAAGAAGAGCUUAAUCAAGGACCAAACGCUAAGCCAGCCAAAAAAUUCACUUCGGGAGCAUUUGUUGUACUCAAGACUGAUAUGCUUGGUAAAGGUAAUCCUCCUGUAUGGAAAAUUGAUGGCAAGGCAUUGUUACAAAAGUAUAUUCCUUUCAAACAGGAUGGUAAAGUAUUGUACAAAAAUACUUCUGUUUACUCUGGUUGGGGUUCCAAUGUUAAAGAGCAGUAUUACUCUGCACCUAUAUCAUUUAUACAGCAAACACGUAAAGAACAUAUUAUAGAAUUUUACAAAGAUAAAAUAAAGAAAGAUCCUAAAGUUGAAGAGGCUGCUAAGAAAGAAUUAGAAGAUGAAGAAGCUGAGUUAGCAGGUGAUGAUGAUGAAAAGGAAGAUCAAGAUGAAGCGUAAUUGUAACAUUAAGACGAUUAAGUAUGACUGUUCACAUAAAAUUUGUGUUUACAUUUUUUUUUUCUGUAUAAUUAGUAUCAGCUUUUCGAUUGUAUGUUGACCAUUAUAAUUUGUAUUAUAUUAUUUGUUUAUUUUGAAAUCCAA